AUGUUGGGCAGCGUUCUUCUCCCCACUAAGCCGCCUGGCCUGAGGAAGAAUCAUACUUAUUCUAGCACCGUUGCGCCGCCCCUUCCCCCACGCCGAAACUCCUUGUCCACUACUCCCGCCGCCAAAACUGCCGCCAAAUCCGCUCCCCUCCACAUCAAGACGGUUACGCUGUCAGGCGGCAUGGACACACGAUACAACCGCCCCUCGUCCCCGAGGGGAAGCCGCUACUCUAACCCCGCAAGGUCCUCAACGGGCACCUUCUCCGACCCCUAUUACAACUCCUCCUCGUACUCGGGAUAUGGCCGUCCCAGCUCGCCGCGCUCCAGCGUCGACCGUCUUGGAACAUCCCACCACACGCCCUACUACACGCCCACCACCUCGACCACUUCCCACUCCAGCAGCGUCAAGUACGACUCGUACACAGGACGCCCACGACGCAACACCAACGACCUGACCCGCCCCAACGUGAGCACCAGUGCCUUGCCCCAGGCUUCGCUGCCGCUUCGGACCCCCUACUCAUCCCACACCCACACCGACCGACCCCGAAGCCCUCUGACCCCUUCCUAUGCCAAGGCAUCUGAUACCUACAUCACGCCGGGCGCUUCACGAGGCCAUAAGAAGGUCUACAGUGUUGACGACAGCAGCCACUUGACCAAGCUCGUAGCUGAGGUCCAGCCUUCUUCGCACCACCGGGAUCAUGCGGAUAGGGGUUACAGUCUCACAAGUGGCGGCCGUAGCUACCAUGACAGCAGCAAGCCUCCCUCGCGCCUUACCGACCUGAGCAACAGCGAUGGCUACUCCUACACCGACCCAGCGAGCAUGUACCGCGACACCGAACCAGCCUGGCGGAGGCCACGUGCUGGUAGCUUGGAACGCGGCUCUCGCCCCACCAGCAUGAUCUCGGAUCGCCCCGCUCGUGCCUCUACCCGCGAACUUGGUCCUCCCCCAUCCACUCGUGGCUUCGAUAAGAUCAAUAGCAUCCCGCGACCUCACGGCAGGUCAUCGUCGAUUGAAAGGGCACGCGAGAUCCCCAAGUACGAUCCCUACGCAGACGCAAGCCUCGGACGAUCCUCUUCCACUCGCACUUCCCGCACUCCUGCUGCUAUCCACCAAGAGCCCCGUGAACCUCGUCGAGACACCUAUCGCGACGACUAUGCUCGCCAGGACCGCGGUGUUGAGAACAAGCGCCACAGCACUGCGUUCGAGGACCGUGAGGUGACUACCCGUGGCUUCGGCAUUGCACCAGGUCCCCCAAGCCUCGCACACGACCACCAUGCCUUGGAUCGACAGCCUCUAUACCCCCCCGCCGAACCUCCUCGACCCAGGCCACAAGAGCCCAGCAGCCACUACUACCAGCCUGAGCGUGCUGAUGCACGUAUGCCCGAUCCCCGCGCCUCUCGAGACAUCGUUCCCCCGCAGGACUACGACAAGCGACCUCGUGAGCGUGAGCGGGAGCGGGAGCGGGAGCGGGAGCGUGAGAGCGGCCGAUCUGAGGAAAAAGGUGGUUUCGUGCAAGCUGCGGCUGGCGCAGCGGCUGGUGUGGCAGCUACCUUGGGUGCCGCUGGUUACAUAAAGAACCGCGACAAGGACCGUGGUAGCGACCGAGACUCGUCCGGAGAACGGGAGCGUGAGCGACGAAAGGAAUACGAUGAGCGCGACAGGCGAGACCGCCCUGAUGAGCGACGGGAGAGGAAGUCUGAAGGUCGUCGCAAUUCACUCGUACCCCCACCACCGCCCCCGGUUGCUGCUCCCGCCGUUGCCCCUGCCCCUGCACAGAUUGCAGCUCCCGACUACCCUCCCAUCGAGCCCGAGCGCAAGCACCGUGAACGUCGAUAUGAGGACGACGACAGGGAAAAGGUACCUUCUCGCAAGCCGCCUUCUUCUGAGGGCAGCGGUGAUGAGCGACCGCGUCACUACGUCGACCGCGAUGCCGAACGUCGGAGGGAUCUAGCACCCCAGGAAGCUGCCUUGGACCCUGACGAGGAAUACCGGCGACGCGUCCAACAAGAAGCAGAGCGUGCUAGCCGCAGCACUCGCGACAAGGACAGCGAUUCUGACCGCGAGAAGAGUCGAAGGAGUAAGAAGGAUGAGCGUGACAGGUCCCGAGGUCCGGAAGACCGCUCACGUGCGUCUCCUCCCAGGGAUCGCCCCGUGAGCAUCUACGACGGAGGCAUGGUGCAGGAGCCCGAAGCACUUGACAGGGAAUCUGCAGGCAAGAGCGUCCAGAUCGUCGAGCCUCCCAAGGAACCCGUUGUGCCUGUCAAGGGCAUCCUCCGCAAACCUACCGAAAAAUUCCCUGAGGACCCUGAGCCUAUCCGCGAGGGCGUUGCACCCCACAAGGACGCCUUGAAGGGAAAGGACAUUCCUGUCGGAGCUCGAUGGACGAGGAUCGACCGCCGUCUCGUCAACCCCGAGGCUUUAGAGCAAGCCAAGGAACGCUUUGAAGAGCGGAUGGACUGCGUCAUCGUGCUACGUGUCUUGACCAAGGAAGAGAUUCAGAAGCUCGCUGAUCGUACCAAAAAGAUCCGCGAGAGCAGAGAAGAGGAGUACGAGCAUGACCGACGUGAUCGAGGCGAUCGUGAUGACCGCGAUAGGCGAAGCCACCGUUCCAAGGACGAUAGGGACGACGACGACCGUGACAGCGACCGAGACCGUCGUUACCACGACCGUGAACGACGCCGCCGUUAUGAUGAUGAAAAUGACUACGACGAUCGCGAGCGAGAGCGCGAACGUGACAGGCCUAGGAAGGUUGAGAUCGACGACGGAAGGUGA
Messenger RNA from Alternaria atra, 2772 nucleotides. RefSeq lists its product as uncharacterized. Lineage: Eukaryota; Fungi; Ascomycota; Dothideomycetes; Pleosporales; Pleosporaceae. The coding region runs from base 1 to 2772 and encodes 923 amino acids. The transcript has 2 exons. The record is from RefSeq and is a predicted model, not a curated record.